Messenger RNA from Plasmodium inui San Antonio 1, 414 nucleotides. RefSeq lists its product as hypothetical. The transcript is spliced from 2 exons. Bases 1 to 414 code for a protein of 137 amino acids. The record is from RefSeq and is a predicted model, not a curated record. Lineage: Eukaryota; Apicomplexa; Aconoidasida; Haemosporida; Plasmodiidae.
AUGCCACAAGCCAAUGGACCACUAGCCUCCCGGACAAAUAAAAAUUCUGAGAUCAGGUCAGAGACUGAAGAGGCUCUCAGGGUAAAUCAUCAAGAACCUGAGACGACUAAAAACCAGGGGAACAUCAACGGCCUCGACGCACAGAGCCCAGACAAGAAGCUAGACCUAACACCUAACCCCCCCAAGAAGAGCGCCAGAAGCGGGAUAACUAAAGACCAGCCAAGGAGAACACGGGAUCCCUCAAAAGAGUUCACUGAUGCCAUUCGCUCGACCCCACCCGAGACGACUUCCCAUUUCCGGAAGGUACAGAAGAGUCUCAACUUCAGAAUAAGGAAACAGAGACCAACAUGCCAAAAGCGGCUGGAUCCAAUAUUCAAAGAGGACAGCGAAACGUGGACCUCAAGGGAGAUAUAA